UUUUAUGAAGCUAAGUCGUUGCACAGUCAAUUUCCAAUUGUAGUGGUUGGCUUUGGCUCCAAUAACCCAACACAUACAAUUUUAUACGAUUUUGUGGGGGGAAAACCAGACCAGAAGGGGCAUUGGGAUUUGAGAGUGAAUGAACAAGAGAGCCGUUUCAAUGCUUACGCCUGAUAAUCUCGACGGAUUUGGCACAAGAAAUCAAACACAAGGAAACGGGGAAAAAAGGAGAAUCAAGCGUAAAGGAGAGAGAGAACAGAGAAAGCCAAGGCAAAGCAGUGAAUUGACUGACAACUGGCGAGUGGUUAGAGAGAGAGAUGGGGGUCCCCUUCUUUCUCUCUUCUUCUUCUUCUUCUUCUCUUUGUCGAUUCUACAACAUUUCACCAACACCCAUCAAGAUCUUUACUCUGUUUUGUUAUUUUCUUUUGUUGGGUCUCUGUUUUUCCUUUCUGGGUAUUGAUUGUUUCUAUGGAGAGUUGAGUUUAUAGACUCAGAUACCAUGCGAGGGGUUGGAAUUCUUUUGGGUUUUGAUCUGGGUAGAAAUGGGUUUUGUUUAUUGUCUUUUGAUAUCUUGUGAGUUUUCUUUUUUAUUUCUGUGUGUUUUAGUGAUUGAGCAUUGAGAAGAAGAGGGGAGGGGAAAAUGUGGGAUCUCAAUGAUUCUCCUGAUCGUGGCGGAACUGAUGAAUUUGAGGUUCUUUCAUCGAUUGAUGGCGAUGAAGAUAGAGGGAAAUGGAUAGGAUCCAUCAAUUCUAACUCGAGCUCUUCGGUGGUGGUUAUGGAGGAUGGAUCCGACGCCGAUGAGGCUAGCGUCGGCGAGGGAGAACCACUACUUCGGCGGAAUAACUUCUCCGUAGCUCACCCACCGGCGACUCGGCAGUUCUUUCCCAUGGAGGAUUCUGACUUGGAGGCUUCAUCGGCCGCCGUCGGUGGUUCAACUACGUUUCCUCCAGCUCGGUGGGUCGGCGUGAAGUUCUGCCAGACAGAGCCUAUCGCUGCUGUGAGACCAGUGGCGGUUCUGCAACCAAUAAAGAAAAGCCGGCGAGGGCCUAGGUCUCGGAGCUCUCAAUAUCGCGGCGUCACAUUCUACCGGCGAACCGGCCGAUGGGAAUCUCACAUAUGGGACUGUGGCAAACAAGUUUAUCUGGGUGGAUUUGAUACUGCUCAUGCAGCUGCUCGAGCAUACGACAGGGCAGCUAUAAAGUUUCGAGGAACAGAGGCAGACAUAAAUUUCAGCAUUGAAGAUUACGAGGAGGAUUUGCAGCAGAUGGGAAACUUAACGAAGGAAGAAUUUGUGCAUGUUCUUCGUAGACAAAGCACGGGUUAUCCCAGAGGUAGCUCGAAAUUUAGAGGUGUUACAUUGCAUAAAUGUGGAAGAUGGGAGGCUCGGAUGGGGCAGUUUUUAGGCAAAAAGUAUGUUUAUUUGGGGUUGUUCGAUUCUGAGAUCGAAGCUGCGAGAGCUUAUGAUAAAGCUGCAAUCAAGUGUAAUGGGAAAGAAGCUGUUACAAACUUUGAUCCCAGCAUAUAUGAGGAUGAGCUGAGUACAACUGAAUCAUCAUCAGCCAAAGUCUUGGAACAGAAUCUUGAUUUGAGGUUGGGCAAUUCAAGCUCAAAAAAACACACCCUUUCAUUUGGGAAUCAUUGCACAAAUGUCACCCCAAAUAUUGAUUUGCAAAUCACUAAUGAAUCUAACCCUCAGGAAUCGAACAUAUUUGAGAAUGACAAUGUUAUAUGCCAUACGCUCCUUCAGACGGAGAAAAUGCAGUUUCGUAGCGAAAUGAUUGUUCGAUCUCCACCCUCCGUCGAAACAACAAAACAUGGGUGCUUGGAGACUCUUCACAAUUACCCCCCACACAUCAUUCAAUCAAACUCUCAAAUUCAUUUGUUGAGAAGCAGCAAUGAAGAAGGGUUAGGAGGGAGUGACGAAGUUUCACUGAGUUUGAGUGAAAGCCAUCAAUGGCAGCAAUCUGGUGGCUCUCAACAAUUUGCAAAUGCUGCAGCAUCAUCAGGAUUCCCACAACUUCAAAUUUCAACGCCCAAAAAUUGGCUGCAGAAGAAUAAUGGUUGCUUCUUCUUACAGAGACCCUCUUGACUUCUCCUUUUCAAUGUUUUCUGCAUUGCCAUUGCCAUUGAAUCAUUUUUCUUUAGUUUCUUUCUCGGUUUCUUCGGUUUCUUUUUGGUUCAUUGAGUUCUUUCCCAAGCUUGUAAAGAUUGAUUCUUCCAAGAAACAAUUGCUAUUAGAGAAGGAAAAAGGGGUAUUUCAUUCAAUUAUGAUAUUGGAAUUUGAAUGUAACUUCAAUGAUAAGAGUCUUUAUUAUCAAA
This is a messenger RNA of Cucumis melo (muskmelon), 2319 nucleotides long. Its product is annotated as floral homeotic protein APETALA 2-like. The coding region runs from base 641 to 2089 and encodes 482 amino acids. Gene Ontology annotation, molecular function: DNA binding; DNA-binding transcription factor activity. The transcript has 10 exons. Gene Ontology annotation, biological process: regulation of DNA-templated transcription. Lineage: Eukaryota; Viridiplantae; Streptophyta; Magnoliopsida; Cucurbitales; Cucurbitaceae. The record is from RefSeq and is a predicted model, not a curated record.